Messenger RNA from Heteronotia binoei (common prickly gecko), 3112 nucleotides. RefSeq names its product leucine rich repeat containing 47 (gene LRRC47). Gene Ontology annotation, molecular function: protein binding; RNA binding; phenylalanine-tRNA ligase activity. The record is from RefSeq and is a predicted model, not a curated record. NCBI's taxonomy places the organism in Eukaryota, Metazoa, Chordata, Lepidosauria, Squamata, Gekkonidae. Gene Ontology annotation, biological process: phenylalanyl-tRNA aminoacylation.
AUGGCGGCGUUGGGUGGGGAGGCUGCUGCGGACGAGGAGGACGGUGCCUGGCCGGAGGUGACGGAUUCCGGCCGGCGGGAGCUGAGCCUGGUGGCGGGGCCGGAGCUGGAGAGGCGGGUGCGGGCCGCGGGGGGACGGCUGCCGUCCGCCCUGGGCUCGCUAGGGGCGUCGCUUCGGUCGCUGGAGGUGCGCGGCGGCUGCGCCUGCCUGCGGACGGGCCCGGCCUUGGCGCGGCUGACGGCGCUGCACACGCUGGCGCUGCCCGGCUGCGCGCUUGGCCCGGCGGGGCUGGCUCAGGCGGCUGCUCUCCUCCCGCUCACGCUGCGCAUCCUCGACCUCUCGGACAAUGCUCUGGAAGAGCUGCCUCCCGAGCUGGGCGGCGUCGAUGCCGAAGCUGGAGCCGGCGAGGCCGGGGGGAGCUCUAACCACGCGCCAGGCCUGCCCGAACUGCGGCUCCUUAACCUGCGCCGCAACCGCCUGCGCCAGCUCGGUCCCGGCCUGGCCCGCAACGCCCCGGCUUUGCAGGAACUGCUGCUGGGCGGCAACUGCCUGCGCUCCCUCCCUGGCGGCCUCUUGCCUGCGCCCGGCCGCACCCCGCCCUUGCCCCUGCUCGCCACCCUCGAAGCGGCCGGCAACGAACUCGAGGAACUCGGCCCCCAGAUCUCCCGCCUGGCUGGCCUAAAGAACUUGGACGUUUCUAAUAACAAACUAUCUGAAAUCCCUGUGGAGUUAGCAGACUGUCCAAAACUGAAGGAUGUCAACCUGAAAGACAAUGCCCUGAAAGACAAACGCCUUGAGAAGAUGGUGAAGAGUUGCCAAACGAAAUCCGUCUUGGAGUAUUUGCGAGUUGGGGGCCGAGGGGGUGGCAAAGGGAAAGGAAAACAGGACGGCACAGAAAGAGAAGAGGUUCGGCGAAAGAAGAGAGAAAAGCCAAAGAAAAAAGCCAACAGCGAUUCAGAAGAUGAUGAGGCAGAAGAGGCACAGAAGCUAAUGGUCAAAGUGCUCCACAUCUCUGAGAAUCCAGCUCCUCUGAUCGUGAAAGCCAGCCCAGUCAUCAAAGAAGUCCGCCCCUAUAUUGUGUGCUGUGUUGUGAAAGGAAUGGAUUUCCAGACAGGCAAUGCUUUGAAGAGGUUUCUUUCUGUUCAGACCAAACUCCAUGAAGACAUCUGUGACAAACGAACAGCAGCCACCAUUGCCACGCACGAUUUGCGACUGAUCAAAGGUCCUCUCCUGUAUGAUGCUCGACCUCCUGAUGAACUGAAGAUUAUUCCCUUGGGCCGAAAGGAGAUCAAGGCGAAAGACCUCCUCCGCCAGCUGCAGUUAGAAGCUGAUGAGCAGAGGAAACAGAAGAAGAGGCAGAAUAUUUCUGGGCUGCACAAGUAUCUUCAGUUACUAGAUGGGAAAGAGAAUUACCCCUGCCUAAUAGAUGCUGAAGGUGCUGUGAUUUCAUUCCCACCAAUCACAAACAGUGAGAAGACAAAGCUCGGAAAAACAACCUCAGGUAUCUUUCUGGAAGUGACAAGUGCCACCAGCCUGCAGAUCUGUAAAGACGUGAUGGAUACUCUCCUUCUGAAAAUGGCAGAGCUCCACAAGUUCACUGCUGAGAACAAGGACGGGGAAGUGAAUUCUGAUCAUGAAUCAAACGAGAUUCUCCAUUGCGAAAACUCGGGCAUCAAAACAGUUCCCAAGAAUUCCCCUCUGAUGCUGGAACAGGUUCGGGUCGUGGAUAUGGACGGCAACUUAAAGGUCCUUUACCCUUCAAAAACUGAUCUCAGUACCGUCUCAUCUCUCCUCACUGUAAUUCACUAAGCCAACCAAUGUUUUCCUCCCCACUGCUUGUUUUCAGGGGCCUGGGUAUAUAUUUUACAAUAGCCUUGUUUUGCUACAGUUUGAUUUUAUACCAACCGGAAGACAGCCGCUGCUCUGCUUUGCAGAGGAUUCAUUUAAAUGCAGUGGAACAAGAUGUUGCAGUCUUGCGGGUGAUCCCAAGAAUGCUUUGGGUAAUCAGUUGUAACUGACCUCAUGUCCAUACCUGGAAGCAACACACAUCUCUUUUGGAUUGAGGUGCUGAGCUGUAUUUCUUCUUAUAUAAUAACCAUAUUGCCCAGGCAAACUUAAGCUUUGUGGGGCACUGUCCCUCACAAUAACUGCCCCAUUUGGCAACUUGCUUUUUGAAAUGGAGGGAAACGCAUCGUUGACUCACUCCUGAUCCAGCCUCUUGUCCUCCAAGGUAAAAAGGACUUUAGUAGAGUGUUCCUCUCCAGCAUGGCAGUUGCUGAGUCCUGCUUAUGAGCAGUGAGCCGAGGAUGAGCACUGAGCUAUGUAAGGGGAGGCACUGUCUAAAGUCUCUUGCUACUAUUCAUAAGGAGGGGACCCUGUUACAUCACAUUGGCUGCGGUCACACAUAAUGCACUUUCAACCCACUUUCAAUGCACUUUCUAACUGGAUUUUGCCAGUUCACACAGUAAAAUCCAGCUGGAAAGUGCACUGGAAGUGGAUUGAAAGUGCAUCAUUUAGUCUGUUGUGAUCACAGCCUCUCUGUGCUAAUUUAGGUGAAUUCAUUUGUUGGAUGAUGCAGAGAGGAGGAGAAUCCCUGGCUCGGGAGGCUCUGCAGACCCCACAACGGAGGCCUUUGUGGCCACUGGUUGAGCUCCUGGGUUUCCUGAAGGUACAGAAUCACAUUUACUGACUUGGACUCUUGAAAGCCUCACGCUCUCGUCGUAUCAUGACACAGUGGUUUCCACGUGCCCCACCCCCCACCCCAGGUUCAUUGCGUUUCUCUUCUUCGCACGUUGCCAGGCAUGUAGGAUGAAGCUACAAGACUGCAGUGGUCGGAGAACGAAGCGAGCUUGUGCUCUGUAUAACAGGAGCCUUUGAGCCUUCUCCCCACAGCAAAUCACUCUUCACGUUGAGGAUUCUCCCAAAAGCUGGUUGCGAUAACAGCAAAGAGGAGAUCGGAAUCUAUUGUACGUUAACUUCUCUUUGAACAAGUCCUAGGCAUGCCUAAAGUACCUUUUCUUUAACAUCCUGGUCUGUAGCACUUAUUGGAUCACGCGGAGGAAUUUGUCAGCGAGUAGUGUCAAAAGAUUAGAAAUAAAAGCAGAAAUACAGA